AUGGGGGUCAAGCGAGGAGAGCAACAACAUCGUGCGCACCCGAGACUGACUGGGGAGAGAGUUCGACAGCUUGCCAAGCACAAGCGAAGCAAGUCAAGGGAAAGAGCCGCAGGAGUCGAGCUCGAGUACCUUGAGACUCGUAUGGUCGGAAAAGUCGUGCGGGCUGAGGUUGACAAGCCCAAGUGGCUUUCUGAGAGUCCUAGAGGUGUGGAUCGCAGCAGGGAGACGAGCGAACGCCGUGGCUCGCGGCCAAUCUGGGAGCGAGCGCCCGGUUGCGAUCCCACUUUGGCCGCGAGCCACGGCGACCGGGUGCUCGCAACUCGCUCAGCUCGCGCUGUGUGGUCUCGCUUGUUCGUCCAGUUACUUCCACCGCUCCAAUGCCUCGAUGCCGCGCCAGCCGCGCCGCGCCCUGCCGUUGAGCAGACCUCCAACAUUGGUCCGGACUUCGACGGUUCUCGCUCGAUUCGCAGGCAGCGUGCUGGGCUAGCAAGUCGAUGCGGAUCGCUGGGGCGCGAACCUCGACUUCCUCGCUACGACUGUCGGCGCCGACAGCCGUGGCCAGCAUGUCGAGCCACGUCACCCGAGUUUCGCCGUCGUGAUUCGCCCGACAUCGGUUUCUGCCGGACGCUCGCCCGCCUCCUUCGACCCGCUCGAACGCUCAAGCUCGGCUUCACCCGCAAGAGAAGGAGAUCGAGGUUCGAGAUGAUGCUUACCCAUUCAAGCUUGCUCGGCGACUUGCUUCGCGCCGUCGCGACGCAAGCUCACGCAGACUUGCACCCCUCUGCGCAUGCUGCGCUUGCUACAACAACGAGUUCUGUCUCGCAGCAGAAGCCCACUCGGCUCGCUCCGCCUGCUCGACCUCGACAAUGA
This is a messenger RNA of Rhodotorula toruloides NP11, 870 nucleotides long. RefSeq lists its product as uncharacterized. NCBI's taxonomy places the organism in Eukaryota, Fungi, Basidiomycota, Microbotryomycetes, Sporidiobolales, Sporidiobolaceae. The transcript is spliced from 5 exons. The record is from RefSeq and is a predicted model, not a curated record. The coding region runs from base 1 to 870 and encodes 289 amino acids.